AUGAUUAAAAAUCAAGCAUGCAUUGGAAUUUUUGUGAUAUUUACUGCUAAGAAGUUACAUUGGGUGAUUAAAGAUAAAGGUGAGUCUUGGACUGGUCAAUAUUUUCGUGAUAUAAUUUUGGCUGAACACGUCUUUCCAUUCUUAAAAAAUGAAGAAAAUGUUAUCGAUCCCGAUGAAGUUAUAUUUGUCCAUGACAAAGAACCAUGUAUGCGAGCAUAUCAGACCCACCAUUUGCUUCAAGACAAUGAUGUUAAAUUUUGGGGUAAUGAUAUUUGGCUUGGAAAUUCACCGGAUCUCAAUGUGGCAGAACAUAUUGGAACAAUAAUCAAGGAUGAAAUUGAAAAAAAGAUGUUAUCAGAACCUGGACAUUCUCGUUAUCUUGAAGAAACACUCAAAAUGCACAUUUCAGAUGUUUUGAAAAAGAUGCAAACCGACACUGAUUUAUUUGAAACUCUUCUAUGUUCGUAUCCAUCUCGACUACGUGCAGUAAAGAACGCUAACGGUCGUCACACUGAUUAUUGA
This is a messenger RNA of Rotaria sp. Silwood2, 522 nucleotides long. The record is from the annotation of a GenBank genome assembly. NCBI's taxonomy places the organism in Eukaryota, Metazoa, Rotifera, Eurotatoria, Philodinida, Philodinidae.